AGCAAGCGCAUGUCAGAUGUCAGAAUGGCUCCCUGAGUUGGAACUUUGAAUGGUCUUGAUGUAUCAUACAAAGCAGCAUUCUGCAAAAUGGGUCGCUGUGCACGGUGAUCAAUCAUCGGACCGCUUAUCGCCUGAGCUGCACGCCCUGAUAACGAACCAUGAGCACAGCAGGCCCAUCCAAGGCCGGCUCAACCAGCUCGACGCCUGCGCCGCCAUCCGCAGCAGAAACGCUGUCACAUACGCUGCAUGCCAAGCCUUUCAAGAACCCCAGUUUCUCCAAGCCGCUCAACAGACGCAACAAGACACUGAAGCAGAUCGUCACCGCAGAACGUGAUCUCGCGCUGGGCAUAGUUAAUCGCAAGAAGGGCAAGAAAGGGCAGAAUGGCGAAGAACCGCUCGUGAUCAUCCGCGGGAAGACCAAGCUUGCAGGCGCGGCAGCGAAGGCAGCCCUCAAGCGAGAAGCCAGAGCGAAGAAGGAGGCCGCGGCCAAGGCAGCAGCUGAAGCAGCUGAAGCCGCAGCCGCGGACGGAGAAGAAGGAGAAGAAGAUGAGGCUGAGGCAAACGGUGAAGAAAGCUCGACCGCAACGCCAGCUCCCGCAGAUCAGUCCUCGGCUGGAGCAACCACCGAGGGGGACGCCACCAUGGACGACAUAAGUAUAAGCAUGGUGGUUGCGGACACGCCAGCGUCCACGGCGCAACCUGCAGCGUCAUCGCAGCCAAAAAAGGACGUUCCAAAGUAUUUUACUGUUGAAGCCCCCCCAAGUCUCAGGGCUCGCAAAAAGUACUGUGAUGUGACGGGACUUAUUGCACCGUACACAGACCCCCGCACACGAUUGCGAUAUCACAGUGCAGAGAUUUUCGAAAUCAUCAGGAACUUUGGUCCCGGCAUGGAUCAGGCAUACCUUGCUUUACGCGGCGACUCCACUAGCAUUAAAUGAGAAGCCAAUGGCACACGUGUACAAUACAGCAUCGAUCCAACCUUAUCACUACGCGAU
This is a messenger RNA of Tilletiaria anomala UBC 951, 995 nucleotides long. RefSeq lists its product as uncharacterized. The record is from RefSeq and is a predicted model, not a curated record. NCBI's taxonomy places the organism in Eukaryota, Fungi, Basidiomycota, Exobasidiomycetes, Georgefischeriales, Tilletiariaceae. Gene Ontology annotation, cellular component: Ino80 complex. The coding region runs from base 159 to 938 and encodes 259 amino acids. The transcript has 4 exons. Gene Ontology annotation, biological process: chromatin remodeling.